This is a messenger RNA of Dicrocoelium dendriticum, 1208 nucleotides long. The record is from the annotation of a GenBank genome assembly. NCBI's taxonomy places the organism in Eukaryota, Metazoa, Platyhelminthes, Trematoda, Plagiorchiida, Dicrocoeliidae.
AGGCCCCGCUCGAUCCGAAUCAGGCGUGCCGUUACUUGUGUACAUAUCAAAUCGCCCGCGCUAACGGAUACGCUAUUCCUUUGCAUCGCCUACUCACAACCUAUCUCAGUUUCGUUCCCGAACGGCGGUCUCUUGCCUCGGUUGCCGUCUCGAAAAGGCUCGGUGACGAAGAAGGCAAUUCCACUGCAAUUGACCUGUGUCCCGCCGAUGGCAUUUUGCUUCUUGCCCUAUCUAGUUUGGCAGAAUAUCCACUCAGCUGCACAAAUGUUCCUCGUAACAUGGAAGCCUUUGGUUUAAGCUUAUUGGCAGCGUAUUGGGUGCAGCAUUUAGGCAUCGUACAUGCCUCAACUGAUCAUCAUUUUCGGCUUAGAAUGUGCGCGCUGUUCGGCCCACACACAUUGGCAUGUCCGGAUUUGAUUUUACCGCAGCUCAGUCGUUUGGAUGUGAAGCAGCUUCUUUACGUUUCGCUGGGUUAUCUCAUCGUGACCCCGACCCCGGUCUUGACUUUGUGGUCCACCCUUCCGACAUCUGCACAACUACCGGAAGAUAGCAGCCCACUAUUGGACUUGUACCGCCGACUGCGUGUGCUUUCCGUUUCUUGCGUGUCCGAAGCCGAAGAAGGUAUUCUGGCAGCUUAUCGACGUUGUGCUUAUACCAGAGUGCGAGAGUUUACACAAUUUGCCAAGCGUCUUCGACAUGCGGAUGUUUUCCUGUCAGCGCGUUUGGAGCUGCUGAUUUGGAGUAUAAUUGUGGUGCCAGAUGAUUUUGACGCAGCACUCGAGCACAUGGGUAGUGCAGUCAAAGAAUUGGAUCUUGUUGCGAAGCGCUUGGAGAAGGUGUCAGACUGCCGCGACUACUCCGUCUCACCGACAUUCGACCCACCUCUUCAGGAAAUACUGACCGAGAAGGAUACGUUUUCCCACGAGGUUCGAUGGCUUCACAUGCGAUUGGUUGCUCUGAGAAUUGUUCACUCUUGUGCUGAACUAGUCAUGAGUUCGGUCAAGUUCAGUGAUCACUUGCUCACUAAUGAGGUGGGACUCGAACCCGACGAUCGAGCAACGUCGGUUUCCGCACGAGUAGACCAAUGCAUCGGAGCAUUUGCGUUACUUCAACAGGAAUCACCGAAGCUGCCUCCCAUAAAUGACCUCAAUGCAACAGAACUGGUAAGUUUAUGCUCACUGGAUUCAUUCUUCGUGUCCCCAUCUUAG